Molecule: messenger RNA, 878 nt
Organism: Chionomys nivalis (European snow vole)
Lineage: Eukaryota; Metazoa; Chordata; Mammalia; Rodentia; Cricetidae
Product: V-type proton ATPase 16 kDa proteolipid subunit c-like
Exons: 1
Coding region: 103-570 (155 amino acids)
Biological process (GO): proton transmembrane transport
Cellular component (GO): proton-transporting V-type ATPase, V0 domain
Molecular function (GO): proton-transporting ATPase activity, rotational mechanism
Source: RefSeq, a predicted model, not a curated record
CUUCGCUUCAGCCGCCUUGAGGACCUUCGCCACUUGCCCGCUCGCUCUCCCGCCGUCCUAUCCCAGCCGCCGGCUGAGCUUGCCCUCUCCCCGCUUGCAGACAUGGCUGACACCAAGAACACCCCCGAAUAUGCUGCAUUUUUCGCUGUCAUAGGCGCUUCGUCCGCCAUGGUCUUCAGCGCCAUGGGAGCCGCCUAUGGCACAGCCAAGAGUGGCACUGGCAUCGCAGCUAUGUCGGUCAUGAGGCCAGAGAUGAUCAUGAAGUCCAUCAUCCCAGUGGUUAUGGCUGGGAUCAUCGCCAUCUAUGGCCUGGUGGUGGCAGUACUUAUCGCUAACUCCCUGACCGAUGGCAUCACUCUCUACAGGAGUUUUCUUCAGCUGGGUGCUGGCCUGAGCGUGGGGCUGAGUGGUCUGGCUGCUGGCUUUGCCAUUGGCAUCGUGGGGGAUGCUGGUGUUCGGGGCACUGCCCAGCAGCCACGACUGUUCGUGGGCAUGAUCCUGAUCCUCAUCUUCGCGGAGGUGCUUGGCCUCUACGGUCUCAUCGUGGCCCUAAUCCUCUCCACAAAGUAGCCGUUUUCCACCACCAGUCACAGGAUAGGAUGUAAAGACCACCCCUCCUCAUUCCAGAACGAACAGCCUGACACACACGCACGGGCAGCUGCCCCCUCAGUAGUUGGUCUUGUAAAUGCGCAGUGUCCUAGUGCCCAUUGUCUGUUGCCCCUGCCUGGCCCCUGCCGCCCCGUGCUGUGGACAUCUGGGCCCACUCAUCUCCCAUCCAGGCCCCUGACCAGUGAGGAUGUCAGCCUCUGGCUACCCCACCCAUCGCCCUAGAGUGCUCUGUGUAUAAGGAUGAAUUAGAGUUGUCAUUUUUCUCUUCA